ACCCUCUCUCUCUCUCAGAGUCUCUCUGACUCUAACCUUCUUACCACCUUUGACUCCUCUUUUCUCUCACUGUCCCCGUGGUCCCCCAGACCAAAACCCUCUCUCCCUCUCUCUCUAAAAUAGCUGCCAAAUUUAGCAGAACCUCCAUUAGAUAGCAGAAAUGCAUUGCUCCAAUACAUCAAAUAGAAGAAAAUGGUUUGCCUUUCUAAUCUUCGGAUACCAUAGCCAGGUGGUUCAUUGGCUAGAGAUUAGUGAAGAUGGAAGCAGGACUUGACCCCAGACUUUAUUACCUGGAUUCUGCCUUUUCUCUUACUCCCAGCUGCUCCCUUCCUACAAAACCUCUCUGCUAUCCAACAUCACCAUUCUUUCAACAUAAGAAGUAGAACCAGAGAAGAGCAAAAGAAGACAAAGCUAUUUUCUAUAUAUGAAGACUGUUCUCUCAUUAUCGGGCCUCUUCUGAAACCAUUUCUCCCAAACUACGAUCUUCCUUCCCCCUCCAUCUGCCAAAACUGGAACUAUCCAGUCCUCCACUUGUUUUUCUCAUCAAGCCAGACAUCCCUGUCUAUUUUACCGAGAAAUGAGAUGUCUUGACCUGAAAGUACCUGCGUUUCUUUCUGUGUCUGAAACCUCUCUUAAGACCAAUACAACCUCCACGGCAGUAGAAACCCAACUCUGUUUUAUUAAGCAAGCAGAUGGGUUUCUCUAAAAGAACCAUGCUGGCUGCUUUAUCCUAAAGCUAGCACCCAGCACUGCCAUUUUAGCAAAACCCACUUUUAAUUUAGCAACAGAAGAAUGGGUUGUGUAGCCUCUAAGCUAGAGGGGGAAGAAGAAGUAGUCACCCUCUGUAGAGAAAGGAAACGCCUCCUGAAAUCAGCGGUGGAGCGCCGCUACACCCUCGCCGAUGCGCAUUGCAGAUACCUUCACUCUCUCUACGCCGUUGCAGCGGCGAUAAGGCUUUUUGUUGCUCGUCAUUCCUCUCCACCUUCGCCGUUCCUCAUCACCUUCCCUCCCCCUUGUCCUUCCUCACCCUCUACCGCCACCCAUAACGUAAUCUCCAACCCCAUGUUUCUCCAGCAGGCACCAUCAGAAUCAACAGAAGAAGCCGCUGCCUGUCAGUCAUCGGAUUCUUCCAGUUGUUCAGACUCUUCGGAGACGAGGAGGGAGGAGGAAGCGGGAAGAGAAGAACAAGAAGAAGAACAUGAGGUUUGCCAGUAUUUUUACUCAGAAAUGCCCCCACCACCGUCCCCACAGAGGGAUUUCGGGUGGGACUUCUUUAAUCCGUUCGACGGAGUGAGAGCAGAGGUGAUUGGUGGAUUCAGUCGGAGCUCCGAUGAAGACUUGAAGGUGGUGAGGGAGGAGGAAGGGAUACCAGAGCUGGAAGAAGACGAGGAAAGAGAAAGAGGAGAGCAGAAUGCAGUGAUGGUUGCGGAAGAUGAGAAACAUGAAGAAAGUGGAGCAGAGGUUGUAGAUGUAGUGGGCAGUGCUAAUUUGAACGGUGGAGAGCAGAAGGGGCUCACUGUGAUCGAUACCCCUGAAAGGGGUAGGGAAUUAUUGGAAGCAUUGAAGGAUGUGGAGGACCACUUCAUAAGGGCGUAUGACUCUGGCAAGGAUGUCUCCAGGAUGCUGGAGGCCAAUAGAGUUCAUCUGCAAUCUGGUCUUGAGGAGAUUAAAGAGAACUCCACAAAAAUCAUCCAAGCCAUAACGUGGCACAGGUCUACUUCGUCUCAAUCUUCAUCUUGUAAGAGUUUCCUCGCGUCCAGUUCCAAAGGUUCCUCCACAUGGACAGAAUUUAAGAACGACCUCUUUGAUGAUUAUGGAGGAAUGGAAUCAGGGAGCCAUUCACUGACGCUAGGAAGGUUAUACGCUUGGGAAAAGAAGUUGUACGAAGAAGUUAAGGCUGGAGACAGCACACGGAAACUUUAUGAGCGAAAAUGCUCACAACUGCGGAACCAGGAUGGUAGGGGAGAUGAUGUUCGUUCAUUGGACAAAACCAGAGCUACAGUAAAAGAUUUAUAUACUAGAAUUUUGAUUGCCAUUAAGAGUGCUGAGUCAAUUUCAAACAGAAUUCAGAAAUUAAGAGAUGAAGAACUGCAGCCACAGCUGGUUGAACUGCUACAAGGUUUAAUGAAAACCUGGAAGAUUAUGUUGGAAUCUCAUGAAACCCAGAACCGCAUAAUGUUUGAAGUGAGAUCCUUUACCUGCCCUGCUUAUGGAAAGUUUUGCAAUGAUUCACAUCGUCUUGCUACCCUUCAGCUCGAGGCUGAAAUUCAGAAUUGGCUUGAGUGUUUUUCUGGGUACAUUACUGCACAAAGAGCCUAUGUGGAAGCUCUAGAUGGGUGGCUGUCCAAGUUUAUUGUCCCUGAAGUUGAAUUCUAUUCCAGGGGCAGGUCUUCAAUACCACCAUAUCGAGCUAGUGGACCUCCAUUGCUCGUGAUUUGUCAUAGUUGGUUAAACUCCCUUGAGAAAUUGCCCGAUAAGACAGUAACAUAUGCCCUGAAGAGCUUUAGAAAAGACAUUCGAGCUUUGUGGGUUCAGCAAGGGGAGGAGCAACAACAGAAGAGGAAGGUUGACAACCUUGCUAAAGAACUUGACCGGAGGGUUCUUGGAUUCCAGAAGGUAGAGACCAGGAUUCUCGAGUCCAAGCUUUCAGAACACAAAAUUGAGCCAGACGUUCAGCAACGGAUUGAGUACUUGGCAGAGAGGAGGAACCUAUUAGAUAUGUUUAGGAAGAGACUGGAGAUGGAGAAGUCAAAACACCAUAAUUGCAUGCAGGAAACACAGCGGAUCACGCUAAAUGGGUUUCAGACUGGAUUUUCUUCAGUUUUCGAGACACUUGCAGAAUUCUCCAAGGCAUCCCUAAAGAUGUACGAUGAGCUUGUGACAUUCAGUGAAAAGGCAAAUGGGAAGGGUGGGAACCCAUCCUACAUUGAAGGUUCUUCUCAAGUUGAAGUAAAUGGUAUGUAACGAUGGGAAUCAAGUUGUGAAAUUGUAUAUUAGCUUUUGUCGAAGCAGCUCGCUGAGACAUUUAUUUAUGACAGGCUCUAGGAAGUAGCCCUGUUUUGAUUAUUUUUUGUCAAUAGACUCUGUUCCUGCUCACAGUUUUGUUUUAUUAGAUGUAACAUCUUGAUGUCUAGCA
Nelumbo nucifera (sacred lotus) is the source of this 3136-nucleotide messenger RNA. RefSeq names its product protein ALTERED PHOSPHATE STARVATION RESPONSE 1-like. The record is from RefSeq and is a predicted model, not a curated record. Lineage: Eukaryota; Viridiplantae; Streptophyta; Magnoliopsida; Proteales; Nelumbonaceae.